Spinacia oleracea (spinach) is the source of this 546-nucleotide messenger RNA. RefSeq lists its product as uncharacterized. The transcript has a single exon. NCBI's taxonomy places the organism in Eukaryota, Viridiplantae, Streptophyta, Magnoliopsida, Caryophyllales, Amaranthaceae. The record is from RefSeq and is a predicted model, not a curated record. Bases 1 to 546 code for a protein of 181 amino acids.
AUGUCGAAUCUUACAAAACUUGAAUUUGCGGCCCUUGAUAUUACUGGAAAGAACUACUUGUCUUGGGUAUUAGAUGCUGAAAUUCACCUAGAUGCAAAAGAUCUAGGUGAUACAAUUAAAGAAGGAAAUAAAGCAACAAGUCAAAACAAAGAUAAGGCUAUGAUAUGUCUUCGCCAUCACCUCCAUGAGGGCCUUAAGAUAGAUUACUUGACUGUAAAAGAUCCACAAGUCCUUUGGAGUAAUCUAAAGGAGAGGUAUGACCACCAGAAAACUGUGAUAUUACCUAAAGCUCGUUAUGAUUGGUUACAUUUAAGACUACAAGACUUUAAGUCUGUAAGUGAAUAUAACUCAACCAUGUUCAGAAUUACUUCACAAUUGAAGUUAUGUGGAGAGAUAAUCACUGAUGCAGAAAUGUUAGAGAAAACUUACUCUACCUUUCACGCAAAUAACAUUGUCCUGGAGACACAAUACCGUGAAAAGGGAUUUAAGAAUAUUCUGAACUUAUAUCUUGUCUCCUCGUGGCUGAGCAAAAUAACGAGUUAUUAA